This is a messenger RNA of Rotaria socialis, 1341 nucleotides long. Lineage: Eukaryota; Metazoa; Rotifera; Eurotatoria; Philodinida; Philodinidae. The record is from the annotation of a GenBank genome assembly.
AUGCUAGACGAUAAACAAUCGUCCAUCGUCCGUCCGAAAGCUGUACCACCUAUGUUUACAUCUGUUGUCGCACCUAAUUCUCAUUCGUCACCAAUAAUGCAAACUCCAAAUCGACUAUCACAACAAGUUCUGACUGAAAUAGGUACAAUGAUACGUAAACAUGAUCGAGAAGCAACACGUCUAUUCGAUUGUAUCGGUCAAGUUAAAGCAUUUUCAUAUAAUUCAACUGAACUUCGUUGGGAAAAUUCACCUAAUAUCGAAGGUAAUUUAUGUGUAUACGAAAAACAACAAAUCAUAAACAACAAGCCAUGUCCAUCCUAUGCAUUUGGAAUUAUCAAUGGAGAUAAAUUUCUUAUACAACCAAUAACGUCGGAUAUGGUGCAACAAGCUGAUAAAUUACGUUUAUUCUAUGAAGUUGCUCGGAAUGAUCGUCGUGAGGUUUUUUGUAUACAUUUUUUAACCGAUUCAGAGUGUCUUCGAUUAAAUACAUUUCUUACUCGGUGUAUUCAAGCUAUAAAAACUCUUGAAGAACAACAGCAACAACAACAACAACAACAAGUUCGUACAACAGCAGCAUCUUCUAUUCCAAUUGAUUCUCAAGCACAAUUGAAUGGACCAAUACCGCCAACAAUGUCAAUGCAACAACCACCGACAAAUAUUUUUCGACAACAAAUGCCACAACAACCAAUCAUUUUACAAAAUCAAACACCACCGCAAAUUGCUUCGACUCGUGUUAAUGUCAAUCAGACUCCGACUCGUUUAAUUGCAUCAUCAAAUGUUGCUAUUCAACAGCCUCAAGCACCGCCACCACUGCAAUCUGUCAAUCCUUAUCCAACGCAGAUCCCUAUAGAUCUUCUCCAUACCCAUCUUGCACGUUUAACUCCUACUGUUCCAUCGACAUCCAUUGGUCAAAUUGAAAUUGCUAAACCAAUCGAACAAAGUUCAUUUCCUCCUUCACUAAUUCCGUUAACAAAUGGAAGUAAUAAUAAUAAUACUGAAGAUCCAACAUCGUCACUCAAACGACUUCUCAAUAUUCGUGGUCAAAAUGCAUUAGAAAAUCUUUCUCUUGAUGAUAGCUCAGUUUUUGCAAAACAAUCGGCCCAACAAAAUCUACUUGAUCUUAUGCCACCAUCAGCGUUCGAACCUAUAGCAGCAACACCACCUUCACCUGUGGCUGCUAUUGGUGCCGAACGUACGAAACAUCGUUUAUCAACUCAAUUAACUCCAAUAAUGAGUCGCGAACAUUUUCGUAAUGUUCUUCUUCAUCUCGUUCAAAAUGAUGAUCAUUUUCUUGAUAUUAUUUAUCAAGCAUGUCUUACUCAUCCACCAACAUCACAAUAA